ACCUACUACAACAACUCCACCUACCACAACAACGCCCCCUACGACAACUCCCCCUACCACAACACCACCUACCACAACAACUCUCCCUACAACUCCACCUACCACAAUGCCCACUACGACAACUCCCCCUACCACAACAACCACAACUCCCCCUACCACAACUCUUCCUACCACAACAACUCUCCCUGAAACAACCACAACCACGCCCCCUACCACAACAACUCCACCUAUCACAACAACUCUCCCUACCACAAUUCCAACUACCACAACAACUCUCACUACAACUCCACCUACCACAACGCCCCCUACAACAACUCCAACUACCACAAUGCCCCCUACGACAACUCCACCUACCACAACGCCCACUACAACAACUCCCCCUACCACAACAACUCUCCCUGAAACAACUGCACCUACAACACUCCCUACAACAACAACACCUACCACAACCACGCCCCCUACAACGACUCCACCUACCACAACAACUCCACCUACAACUCCACCGACCACAACUCCCCCGACAACAACACCACCUACCACAACAACUCCCCCUACAACAACUCCAGCUACUACAACAACUCCACCUACCACAACAACGCCCCCUACGACAACUCCCCCUACCACAACAACUCUCCCUGA
Molecule: messenger RNA, 639 nt
Organism: Micropterus dolomieu (smallmouth bass)
Lineage: Eukaryota; Metazoa; Chordata; Actinopteri; Centrarchiformes; Centrarchidae
Product: probable ATP-dependent RNA helicase ddx42
Exons: 2
Source: RefSeq, a predicted model, not a curated record